CUCGGCCUGCAGCACAGAGCCACUGGCUGGCCCUGCACAGGUCUGCUGCUCACGCCUGAGGAAGAGGCAGGGAGGGCGUUCCUGCCACUGCCAGCAUGACAGCGUGUGACUCGCCGCUGCUCCUCUUGCCUAUCAGCAUUUCCUAAGGAACCUUUGAGCGACAAGUCCAAGGAUCUCUUCUCCAGGAGAGACAGCCGUGCAAAGACACCCUCCUUCCUGGAGAGCAGCUUGAGGGGCAGGCCAGUCCCUGAAAAAGAUGGAACUCGUCUGCCACUGCAGUGCCUUUCUGCUCAUUCUUCUCUGCUUGUCUGUUGGGCUGAAAGCCGGAGCCCAGGACUCCUGUGCUGGUCACUGCGGUACAUCUCAGCCCAGCUGUUCAUGCCAAGCAACCUGUAAGUCCCUGGGAACUUGCUGUUCAGAUUACCUGGAAUUCUGCCUGACCAUCUCUCCUUAUUCUGGGACACUGCUUGGUGGGAAAGAUUUUACACCUCUAAACCUGACUUUCAACCCCCAAUCUUCUGUGAAGUGCAGGUUUGCACGGACAGUUGUGACUGGCGGGUAUGUUGCUGAAGAUGGACGGGUUCACUGCAUCUCCCCCUUGCUCUAUCAGAUUGGCAUGGUCAGCCUGGAAAUUUCUAAUGAUGGUGGCUCGACAUUUCCCUGGUCGAGCACGUGGGUCUCAGUUCAUCAUAGCAAAGUAUCCCCUUUGGAAAAAAGCAAAUUAGUGAACGAAACCAAGUGGCAAUACUAUGGCACUCCUGGAACAGGGGGAAACUUGACUGUCACAUGGAACCAGCAGACACUUCGGGCCAGCCACGUCAACGUAGAAGUCUGGGGGUACAAUGAGUCCGGUAGACCUUACUCCAACGAAUGGGAAGCUGAAUGGAAAUAUCUCUACACCUUGAGAAGAAACUACCCCAACACAGGGGCUCUUAGUUUCCUGCCAGCCCCUUCAGCUCUGUACAGCACCUGGGAACUUGGGGCACUGAGGAUUUCUUCACAUUUGUCUUCUGAUGGUCAGAGCAAUGUGGCGUCCAUCUGGAGCACCGAGCAUGCUCUGGCCUGGCACUUGGAAGACGCCUUCCGGAAGAAUUCCACGGCAUGGGGCACCGCCAAGUGCCACCAAUGGGACCGGAAAGAAAUGGGCCUGCCCAGUUUCCUGGACGAGAUCAUGGAUUGCCCCUGCACCUUGGCACAAGCCCGUGCAGACACUGGCCGGUUUCAUACGGACUAUGGCUGUGACAUCGAAAGGGGGAGCGUCUGCACUUACCACCCGGGGGCAGUGCACUGUGUGAGGUCUGUCCAGGCCAGCCCACAAUACACUGCGGGGCAGCAGUGCUGCUAUGACGCUGCAGGAGCCCAGGUCCUCACGGGAGACUCCAUCGGGGGAAGCACCCCGGACCGCGGGCACGACUGGGGCGCGCCUCCUUACAAAAGGCCCCCCAGGGUGCCCGGCUUUUCCCACUGGCUCUAUGAUGUCAUCUCCUUCUAUUACUGUUGCCUGUGGUCCGACAACUGCUCGGUCUACUUCAAGCAUCGUCCCUCCAGUGGCUGCAGGCGAUACCAUCCGCCCCGCGCUGCUUCUGCUUUUGGGGAUCCUCACUUCAUCACUUUUGAUGGCACAAAUUUCACAUUUAAAGGCCUCGGUGAAUACACAGUGUUGGAAUCCAACCUCACCUCCUUGAGAAUCCAAGCGAGAACUCGCCGUGCUGAGGUGUUUGCUGAAAAGGAAGGAGCCAAGGCCAAUGUGACGGGCUUCUCCGCCAUCGCAAUGCGGGAGAAUAACUCAGAUGUGAUUGAGAUACGCAUCCCAGCGCACUCAGACACGCUGGAGGUCCUGUGGAAUCACAGAGCUCUGAACUUCUCUGAACAAACCUGGAUGGACUUGAAAGGACUCUUUCUCUCCACCACCCCUGGGCAGAAUGUCAACGUCAUGUUCUCCUCUGGAGUUGGUGUAGAAGUGAUUGCGAGUGCCGGGAGGGUGCUGAGCCUCACCGUUUUGCUGCCAGAGAAAUUCCAGGCUCUCACACGGGGGCUCUUUGGGGUGAUGAAUGACGACCCCCAGGACGACUUAACCUUCCGCAAUGGAACAACCCUUGACAGCAGCAGCAGCAGCCCUGAAGAACUCUUUGCCUUUGGUGCAGACUGGGCCAUCAUAAAUGAAACAUCCCUUUUCACUUAUGACACACAAUACUUGUUGGAAAACUACUUCUACAGACCAAAGCACAAUCCUUCUUUUGUGCCUGUAUUUUCUCCCUCUGAAGACCCAGCUGACCCUCUAGUAGAGCUUACGGCCAGGCUUUGCCAAUCAGAUCCUUUCUGCAGGUUUGAUGUCUUGACAACCAGAGAUCUAGCUGUGGGGAACAGCUCUAAGCUGGCCCACCAGCGCUACAAGACCCUGAAGGAGAGCCUACGACCAGUGGCUUCCUGUGGCUGGCUGGCUCCCCCUGAAAAUGGCAAGAAGGAAGGAACCAGCUACUUAGCUGGGUCCACCGUUCGCUUCCACUGCGAUCCUGGAUACACUCUCGUAGGGCCAGCAGCAAGAGUCUGCCAGGGCAACGGAGUGUGGUCAGGGGGCCCCACUGACUGCUUGCCAGGUGCAGGAGCGGGGCCGCAGGCACUUCCCUUCGGCAUCCUGGGCUUCCUGAGCUUGGCAGCUGUCUCUUGGGUGACCAGUUGAGAAGCACCCCCGUCAGUCCGCCAGGGCAGACUCUUCCAUGAGAGGAGGAUUUCUACCACCUGAAGAGAGACUUCCUGUUCUGAGGUUUCCAUGCCCUCUGACCACUAGGUAAUACGAUGCAGUUUGGCUUCAGUUGGUUCUUUUAACCUAAUAAACCACCUAAAAUCAA
Varanus komodoensis (Komodo dragon) is the source of this 2849-nucleotide messenger RNA. It is a transcript of the gene SUSD2, whose product is annotated as sushi domain containing 2. The transcript has 14 exons. NCBI's taxonomy places the organism in Eukaryota, Metazoa, Chordata, Lepidosauria, Squamata, Varanidae. The record is from RefSeq and is a predicted model, not a curated record. The coding region runs from base 257 to 2680 and encodes 807 amino acids.